Molecule: messenger RNA, 459 nt
Organism: Histoplasma mississippiense
Lineage: Eukaryota; Fungi; Ascomycota; Eurotiomycetes; Onygenales; Ajellomycetaceae
Exons: 2
Coding region: 1-459 (152 amino acids)
Biological process (GO): eisosome assembly; protein localization to plasma membrane
Cellular component (GO): plasma membrane; eisosome
Source: RefSeq, a predicted model, not a curated record
AUGGCGCUUGUCGGCAACAUGGUAGCAGACGCAUUUCACGGCAGCGCGUCGACAGUGAACUACAUCCUUUUCGUGUCAGCAUUUUCGAUGUUAUCACUCUUCUACCUAUUUGCUGCGGGGGUCAGCGAGGCCUGCCUCAUUCAUCCUGGCUUCAUGUUCCUUGUCGAUCUACUGAAUACCAUAUUUAUUUUCUGCGGUGCAAUUGCUAUGCCGGCGAAGCUACGUGUGCAUUCAUGCACUAACAUGGUGUACACCGUAACGAACUCGAUAACCAGAGGCUCCCUGACGCCGGAAAAACGCUGCCGUGAAGCACAGGCAGUUACAGCCUUCCUUUGGUUUUUGUGGGUUCUGUUUCUGAUAUCGACGAUCUUGUCAGGGCUUAGUAUGCGUGGGACGCUGGCUGAAAUGCAUGGCCCGCGUCCUGGCCGGCGUUCCCGUCCGUCAAUGUCCCAGGUGUAA